Messenger RNA from Mixia osmundae IAM 14324, 1638 nucleotides. RefSeq lists its product as uncharacterized. Gene Ontology annotation, biological process: heme A biosynthetic process. The transcript is spliced from 3 exons. Bases 1 to 1638 code for a protein of 545 amino acids. Gene Ontology annotation, molecular function: oxidoreductase activity, acting on NAD(P)H, heme protein as acceptor. Gene Ontology annotation, cellular component: mitochondrial inner membrane. The record is from RefSeq and is a predicted model, not a curated record. Lineage: Eukaryota; Fungi; Basidiomycota; Mixiomycetes; Mixiales; Mixiaceae.
AUGAGCAGAGUAGCGCCAUUGCUAGUGUCCAGACGGGCACUGGCAUCUGCUUCGGGCUUCUGCUGUGCAAGACAAGCGCAGUGGCAGCUAGCGCAAGCCGCCAGGUUGCCGCCGAGAACGUUCAACUUUGCACAUCGCUCGUUGCACUCUACGGCUAUACGACAGCCAGUAGCUAGCUCUAGUAUUGCUGCAAGCUUAUCCAUGAGCAGCACAAUACGGUCCUCGCCAUGUUCCGUCAGCUUGCUCGCAACGGGGCACGCAGCGAUCCGAUCGGCAUCCACACUUGCAAUGUCAGGUGCGCCGCUCAGUCAGACGUUGCCCGUUGCGACACCCAUCCGCAAGGCUGCGCUCGAUCGGGGGAGCGCCCCUACACAUCGAGAUAGUUCGUCGAGUCAGGAGCUGCCUCGUCUGACGGAUCCUAUCGUCGUUCCUUACCUCUUGACGAUCUCGACGAUGGUCUUCUUCAUCGUCAUCUUGGGCGGUCUCACGCGCUUGACAGAAUCAGGCCUGUCAAUCACCGAGUGGGAGCUCGUCACGGGUGUGCUGCCACCUCUGACACAUGAUCAAUGGCAAGUCGAGUUUGCAAAGUACAAAGCCACGCCGGAGGGUCAGAUCACGAACAAGAACAUGGGCAUGAAGGAAUUUCAGAGCAUCUUCUGGAUGGAAUGGUCUCACCGCAUGCUGGGCCGUGUCAUCGGUCUGGCAUUCCUGCUGCCGAUACCUUAUCUCAUCUACCGACGGCGACUGAACAGGCAGAGCGGGGCAGCGCUCUUCACGAUCGCCACUCUCAUCGGAGCACAGGGCGCUCUUGGCUGGUACAUGGUCAAAUCUGGUCUCACUCAUGCCGCGCUAGCCGAAGCCAACCCUUCAGGCGUUCCGCGUGUCUCCCAGUACCGCCUGGCUGCGCAUCUGGGUAUGGCCUUCAUCGUCUAUGCUGCUUCGCUACGCGUCGCGUUGGGCAUCGGCAGAGAUUGGAGUCUGGCUGCCAAAUCGACUGGCCUGUCGGGAUUACCUUCAGUCGCCAGCACGAUCUCGACCUUGCAGUCUCGCACGGCGGGCAGGACACGCAUCAUUCUGACCGCGCUGACAGGUCUGGUUUUCUUGACUGCUCUAUCAGGCGCAUUUGUGGCCGGAUUGGAUGCUGGCCUGGUCUACAAUGAGUUCCCCUACAUGGGCGAGCAUCUCGUACCACCCCGAGCAGAACUGUUCGAUGCGAGAUAUGCGCGCGACAAGGACGGUCACACCGAUCUCAUUCGCCGCAAUAUCUUUGAGAACCCGACGACGGUCCAGUUCGAUCACCGUACGCUAGCAGAGACCACCUUUGUUUCCAUCCUCGGCGUAUGGCUCUAUGCUCGCAGACCUCUCGUGCGCAAUGCUUUGCCACCGCAGACGUACAAGUGGAUCACAGCCUCGAUGAGCAUGGCCGUCUUGCAAGUCUCGCUGGGCAUCUCGACGCUCGUCUACCUCGUGCCGACGCCUCUGGCAGCGGCCCAUCAGGCCGGCAGUCUUGUCCUGCUCUCGCUGUGCAUUGCUGCCGGUGCCAGCUUGCGCAGACCGGGCAAAGCCGCACGUCAGUGGCUAGCUCGGAGGCCUGCUCCCGUCAAAGCAGCCUAUGCGCGGCCCUUGACGACCCAAUAG